Messenger RNA from Eutrema salsugineum, 1960 nucleotides. Its product is annotated as long chain base biosynthesis protein 1. Gene Ontology annotation, cellular component: endoplasmic reticulum. The coding region runs from base 251 to 1699 and encodes 482 amino acids. NCBI's taxonomy places the organism in Eukaryota, Viridiplantae, Streptophyta, Magnoliopsida, Brassicales, Brassicaceae. Gene Ontology annotation, biological process: ceramide biosynthetic process; sphingosine biosynthetic process. The record is from RefSeq and is a predicted model, not a curated record. The transcript has 13 exons. Gene Ontology annotation, molecular function: pyridoxal phosphate binding; serine C-palmitoyltransferase activity.
UCUUAUAAUAAAUCUCUAUAAUUGAUCUUUUUUUUUCCCGUCUGUGUAAUCAAAAUUGCCUCUGCAUCUGCGAAUUUGAAAACACUCCUCGUGUGUUUGAUACUCUUGUGCACACGAUAUCUUCUGCUCCUUCGAUUUUCCCCCGAAUCUAUUGGGUUCAGGCUGUCCGAAAGUUGAACUCGCUGCACUUUGCUCGAUUCGUCGAGCAAAUUUAUAUAUAGAAGAAGAGAGAUACAGAGCAUUUCUAGCAAUGGAUACGAAUCUCGUGGAAAUGUUUAACGCCGCUUUAACUUGGGUUAAAAUGAUUCUGAAUGUUCCUUCAGCUAGAGUUGUUUUGUUCGGUGUCCCCAUCCAAGGGCACAUCUUCUUGGAAGUGUUGUUGGGUUUUGUAAUUGUCGUCCUCCUCUCUCAAAAGAGUUACAAACCCCCCAAGCGACCAUUAACCGAGCAGGAAAUAGAUGAGCUAUGUGAUGAAUGGGUUCCUGAACCUCUUAUACCACCAAUUACAGAAGACAUGAAGCAUGAGCCACCAGUUCUUGAAAGUGCUGCUGGACCGCAUACAACGGUUAAUGGAAAAGACGUGGUGAAUUUUGCCUCAGCUAAUUAUCUUGGACUCAUUGGGCACGAGAAGUUGCUGGAAUCAUGUACUUCUGCGUUGGAAAAAUAUGGUGUCGGUUCUUGUGGCCCUCGUGGAUUUUAUGGCACUAUUGAUGUCCACCUUGAUUGCGAAACCAGAAUAUCAAAAUUUUUGGGUACGCCUGAUACAAUCCUCUACUCUUAUGGACUUUCCACGAUGUUCAGCACAAUUCCUUGUUUCUGUAAAAAAGGCGAUAUCAUUGUUGCCGACGAGGGUGUUCACUGGGGAAUACAAAAUGGACUUCAGCUUUCCAGAAGUACAAUCGUGUACUUCAAGCACAAUGAUAUGGACUCUCUUCGUAGUACCCUCGAGAAAAUCAUGACAAAGAACAAGCGCUCAAAGAACUUGAGGCGUUACAUUGUAGCUGAAGCUGUAUACCAGAACUCUGGCCAAAUCGCCCCUCUGGAUGAGAUAGUGAAACUAAAAGAGAAGUAUCGUUUUCGUGUUAUAUUGGAUGAAAGCAACUCAUUUGGUGUGCUUGGCAGUUCUGGGAGAGGUCUUGCAGAGCAUCACGGUGUCCCUAUUGAGAAGAUAGAUGUUGUGACUGCUGCAAUGGGCCAUGCAUUAGCCACAGAGGGUGGAUUUUGCACUGGGAAUGCCCGCAUCAUCGAUUACCAGAGACUGAGCAGCUCAGGAUAUGUGUUCUCUGCUUCUUUGCCACCGUACCUUGCAAGCGCUGCUAUCACGGCCAUCGAUGUCAUCGAUCUAAACCCAGAUAUGUUAGUUAAGCUGAAGCAAAACAUUGCUCUGUUAUGGAAAGGAUUGUCUGAUAUCAAGGGGAUGUCGCUAGCAAGCAACCCGGAAUCACCUAUCGUUUUCUUAAAAUUAGAGAAAUCGAGUAGUUCAACUAAAAACGAUUUACUUCUACUGGAGGAAAUGGCUGAUCGUGCUCUGAAGGAAGACUCGGUGUUGGUUGUGAGUUCUAAAAGAUCGUUCCUUGAUAAAUGUCGGUUACCUGUGGGGAUCAAACUGUUCGUUUCAGCGGGACACUCAGAUUCUGAUCUUCUUAAAGUAUCUGAGUCACUAAAGAGACUCGCUACAGAGAUUCUACUCAAGUCCUGAAUCACCACCACACUCAUCCCGAGAGUUUUAUAGUUUAAAAAGUUGAUGACAACACAAAUUUACUUUGAUCGUUACCAUAAUUUUUGGAAAAAAAAAUGGAUAUCCAGAAUGCUAUUUUGCCUCUAAAUUUCUGUAAUAAUGAGUUUUGGUUCAUAAUUUAACCGUAAUAACAAGAGAUAUAUAUUUUGUAUGGGUCAAAGAAUUAAUAUGUAAAUAGUCCAAAAUGCGGAAAAUACUAUUCAAUCUGAAGCCCAAAAUUUU